Ipomoea nil (Japanese morning glory) is the source of this 3528-nucleotide messenger RNA. Its product is annotated as nuclear pore complex protein NUP96. The record is from RefSeq and is a predicted model, not a curated record. NCBI's taxonomy places the organism in Eukaryota, Viridiplantae, Streptophyta, Magnoliopsida, Solanales, Convolvulaceae. Gene Ontology annotation, biological process: nucleocytoplasmic transport. Bases 155 to 3280 code for a protein of 1041 amino acids. Gene Ontology annotation, molecular function: structural constituent of nuclear pore. Gene Ontology annotation, cellular component: nuclear pore. The transcript is spliced from 6 exons.
CCCAAAAUAAGAAAACCAUCUCCCGCCCGCCCGGAGGCUGGAGGCACACUAAAACCUCCAUUCUCUUAUUGCUGCCUCUACUGUUGAAGUGGGGAAACUGCUGAGCUUCAAACUUAGAGAUUCUAAUCUCUCAAUUCAUAAUAGGGGUUCGAGAAUGAAAGUUGAUCCGGGGUCCGCUGACUUACUUCAUUUAUCCCGAUUUCAAUGCAAAAGAAGAAAGGUUUCUCUUCAUGGAGCAGUUUCGGGCCAGGUUUGCCCCGAGACUGAAGCUUCUUUGCCUACUCUACAUUCUGCUGAUUAUUUUACGAUACCUUGCUUGAGCGAAUUGGCUGUUAGGGAGUUUACUAGUCCCGGUUAUUGCAGUAGAGUUGUAGAUUUUACUGUUGGAAGGGUUGGUUAUGGAUGUAUUAGAUUUAUUGGGGAGACUGACAUAAGAGGGCUGGAUUUGGAUCACAUUGUUAAGUUUAGGCGGCACGAAGUGGUUGUUUAUGAGGAUGAAAGUUCCAAGCCUGCAGUUGGUAUGGGACUUAACAAGCCUGCUGAAGUAACUCUGUUACUGAAACUAAGGUCCUUAAUACAAAAUAUUGAAGAUUCAUCAAGAAAAAUCCUAGAGAAUUUGCAACUAAAAACAAAGAGGCAAGGAGCACAGUUCAUUUCAUUUGACAGCUCAACUGGUGAAUGGAAAUUCCUGGUUCAACAUUUUAGCAGAUUUGGUUUGAGUGACGAUGAAGAAGAAGAUAUUGCUAUGGAUGAUGUGUCUCCAGAAUGUCAAGAUCCUUUGGAUAUGAAUGGACGUGAACUUUCCGAUAUCAAUGAAGAAACCUCCUUGGUUGACCCAACACUCCUCUCCCAUUCUCUUCCAGCUCAUCUGGGGCUUGAUCCCGUGAAGAUGAAAGAAAUGCGAAUGUUGAUGUUUCCAUCUGAGGAAGAGAAUUUAGAUGAUUAUAGUGGUAUGCCUUCACAUUGUAGACCACGCUUCAAUAAAGAAUCCUCAAGAUCACCAUUGCAGUUGCAGCAUGUUUCACAUGCAACAGUCCAGAAAAGUAGCCCCCCAUUGAUUCGCAAGACACCUUUAGCUCUUAUUGAAUACAAUGUUGGUAGUUUUGGCUCAGGCACUCCUGGUUCUAUUUUGAUGGCACAACAAAACAAGGGGGUGCUCUUAAAGAAAACAAAUGCUGAAGGAUUUAGGCUGGAUGCCAAGCAGCAAACUCCUGUAACUGGUAGUCUUUCUCACAAUGUGGUUGAUGCUGCACUGUUUAUGGGUAGAUCAUUUCGAGUAGGAUGGGGGCCUAAUGGCAUCCUUGUUCAUUCUGGUGCACCAGUUGGAGCUAGUGAAUCUAUAAUAUCUUCUGUAAUCAACUUCGAAAAAGUUGCAAUUGACCAAGUGGCAAGAGAUGAAAAUAACAAAGUCAGGGAUGAACUUAUAGAUUUUUGUUUUGCUUCCCCUCUGAAUCUCCACAAGGAAAUAAAUCAUGAAACAAAAGAGGUUGAGGUGGGGCAGUGCAGCUUAAAGCUUCAAAGGCUUGUAUGUGAUCGUUUGAUCCUUUCAGAUGUUUGCCGGAGCUAUAUUGAAAUUGUUGAGAAGCAACUGGAGGUUCCUGGAUUGUCAUCCUCUUCUCGUAUUGUAUUGAUGCACCAAGCAAUGGUCUGGGAACUAAUUAAAGUUCUCUUUUCUUCUAGGCAAGUGAGCGGGAAACCAAAAUCUCUGGAAGGUGAUAGUGAGGAAGAUAUGAUAUUUGAAGGGAAAGAAAGCGCAUCAGAUAUAGACACAGAGGCACUCCCACUGAUUAGAAGAGCAGAAUUCAGUUAUUGGUUGCAGGAGAGUGUUUGUCACCGGGUUCAGGAGGAAGUGAGCUCCUUGAAUGAGUCAAGUGAGCUACAACACAUAUUCUUGCUGCUGACAGGCCGACAGCUAGAUGCUGCCGUGGAGCUUGCUGCUUCUAGAGGAGAUGUUAGAUUGGCAUGUCUUCUGAGCCAAGCUGGUGGCUUUACAGACAACCGCUCUGAUAUUGCUAGACAGCUUGAGCUUUGGAGCAGAAAUGGAUUGGACUUUAAUUUUAUCGAAGCAGAAAGAGUUAGACUUCUUCAGUUGCUUGCUGGCAACAUCCAUUUGGCAUUACAUGAUGUAAAUAUAGACUGGAAAAGAUUUUUGGGACUGUUGAUGUGGUAUCAUCUUUCACCUGAUACUUCAUUGCCUAUUGUUUUCCGCUCAUAUCAACAACUUCUCAAUGACGGCAAAGCUCCAUGUCCUGUGCCUAUUUACAUUGAUGAAGGACCAGUAGAAGAGUCUCUGAACUGCCACAAAGAGGAAAAGUUUGACCUAGCUUAUUAUCUUAUGCUACUUCAUGCCAAUCAAGAAAUUGAUUUUGGUGUUUUAAAGGCAAUGUUUAGUGCCUUUGCAUCAACAAAUGAUCCACUUGACUACCAUAUGAUUUGGCAUCAACGAGCAGUUCUAGAAGCAGUUGGUGCUUUCAGUUCUAAUGAUCUUCAUGUUUUAGACAUGGGACUUGUUUCCCAACUGCUUUGUCUUGGGCAAUGUCAUUUGGCCAUCUAUGUGGUGCUGCACAUGCGAUAUCGUGAAGAUUACCCAUAUUUACAUGCCACCGUGAUAAGGGAAAUCCUUUUCCAAUAUUGCGAAACUUGGAGUUCUCAGGAUUUGCAAUGGCAGUUUAUUGAGGGCUUGGGCAUUCCUUCACCAUGGUUACAUGAGGCACUGGCAAUGUAUUCCAAUUAUUAUGGUGAUUACUCAAAAUCUCUAGAACACUUUAUUGAGUGUGGAAACUGGCAGAAGGCACAUACCACUUUCAUGACUUAUGUUGCUCAUUCUCUCUUUUUAUCAGGGGAGCACUCUGAGAUAUGGAGACUCACGACCUCCAUGGAGGACUUUAAAGCAGAGAUUGAAGAUUGGGACUUAGGAGCUGGAAUAUAUUUAUCAUUCUAUUUUCUAAGAAGUUCAUUGCAGGAAGAGAAUGAUGCAAUGAAUGAACUGGAUUCUCUGGAGAAGAAAAAUGAUGCAUGUGCAGAGUUCAUUAGUCACUUAAAUGAGUCUCUGGCUGUUUGGAGUAGCAAACUACCCGUGGAUGCAAGGGUUGUUUAUUCAAAGAUGGCGGAGGAAAUAUCGAAUUUGCUUCUAUCUGAUAGCGGUGAAGGGUCAACAAGCGAGGUUCAAUUAAGUUGUUAUGAUACGGUGUUUAGUGCACCCUUCCCUGAAGACCUUCGGACAUAUCAUCUGCAGGAUGCAGUGUCAUGUUUUACAUCUUACCUUUCAGAAUUUGCUUAGUGCUUCGCUUUUUUUUUUUUUUUUUUUUUUUUUUUUUUUUUUUUGGCCUGUAUACGUCCUUUUGGAAAUUUAGAAAUGCAAAUUUAAUCAUGGGGACUGCUAGUUCUGCAUAUAUACUUCUGUUCAUUUCCAUAGACGGUGUGCGUCCUAAGUCCUAACCCUAUUCUACCUCAUUUGACUUUCAAUGAAUCAAAUGUCACAUUUAUUUCAUGGUAAGGUUAUAUAGUACCGAGUAUUAUUUUAUGAUA